Molecule: messenger RNA, 1629 nt
Organism: Haliotis rufescens (red abalone)
Lineage: Eukaryota; Metazoa; Mollusca; Gastropoda; Lepetellida; Haliotidae
Product: sialate O-acetylesterase-like
Exons: 9
Coding region: 72-1550 (492 amino acids)
Biological process (GO): carbohydrate metabolic process
Molecular function (GO): sialate O-acetylesterase activity
Source: RefSeq, a predicted model, not a curated record
GUGUAUAGCCUCUAUUUAGCGGCUAUUACUUUCGAGGCUGGAUUCUUAUCUCUCGCGACAGCAAGACAAACAUGACGCCGCUUCUGUUCUUUCUGUUUACAGUUUCAGGCGUUUUGGGCGAUUUGAAAUUGGCGUCGUACUAUGGAGACCACAUGAUGUUACAACGAGGGCCACAGAGGGCGGUAAUGUGGGGCAAAGCUACAGUAAUAGGAGACGAGGUAACAGUUGCAGUCAGUGGUGCUGCAGCAGUGAAGACAACUGUCGUCAAUGACCCAUCCGGAACAGAGGGACUCUGGAAGGUUAAGCUUCCGGCCAUCACAGAUCCGGGUCCUGUCACGGUCAAAAUAACAUCUAGCGAAGGGGAGAUCACUCUCAGUGAUGUUUUGUUUGGUGAUGUAUGGGUGUGCGCUGGCCAAAGCAAUAUGGGAUUUGCACUAAGCCGGGUCAUGAACUCAUCAGCAGAAAUUACUGAAGCCUUGAAGUUCAAGAAUAUCAGGAUUUUUAAAACUGGCCAGGUUGAAUCUCCCUCCCCACUUGAAGACCUGAAAAAUGUUUCAACCCCAUGGACUGCACCCACACAAGACACUGUGUCGGCUUUUUCUGCCGUUUGCUGGUUGUUCGGCGAGUACCUCUACCCACAUAGGAACUACCCCAUAGGCCUCGUCGAGUCGGCAUGGGGAGGGACUCCCAUUGAGCCUUGGUCCUCGCCUGAUGCACUGGCAAAAUGUCCUCAACCUCAAGUGAGCGGGCCUAAGAAUAAAAGCGUGGUGUGGAAUGCCAUGAUCAACCCCCUGUUAGACAUGACAAUAUACGGAACACUCUGGUACCAAGGUGAGGGCGGCAUGCCUAAUUUCUAUGGAUGCCAGUUCUCAGCACUGAUCCAAGACUGGAGACAAAAGUUUAGAGCUGGUUCAGAGGGAGAAACGGACGCUGCAUUUCCAUUUGGAUUUGCCCAGUUGGCUCCUAAUAUGAAGUCAGAUGAUAUUGGUGUCUUUCCGGGAAUUCGAUGGUCCCAGACUGCUGGCUUUGGAUUUGUUCCCAAUCAAAAGAUGCCACAAACGUUUAUGGCUGUAGCUAUGGAUCUCCCAGACUACAAUUCCCCAUAUAAACCAAUCCAUCCUCGAUACAAGCAGGAUGUCGCCCACCGCCUGGUGCUUGGAGCUCGGGCUAUUGGUUACAAAGAGCCUAAUGUGAUAUUUCGUGGUCCCUUCCCCAAGACGUUCAGUCUUGACAACGAUCAACACACUCUGAAGAUUACCUACGGUCAAAACAACCCUCUCGAUGUUCGUAACAACCAUGGUUUUGAGGUGUGCUGUUCCAGUCAGAGUACAACGAAAUGCACUGACACAGAUGAGUGGGUAGCUGCUCCAAUCACUGACCAAGACACACACUCUGUAUCGGUAUCAGUGGCUGGCUGUGUGAGCAAGUCCCCAGUUGGUCUACGUUACGAAUGGCGCAAAAGUCCAUGUGACCUCAAACAAUGUGCCAUCUACGGGAAAGACACAGACUUGCCAGCCCCGCCAUAUAUCAGAGAAAACGGUUUUAACUGAUAUAGGAUGAGUGUACUGUUUACACUGGUGUUCUCAUGUGAGAAGCAGUAUCACCUUCUUAAUAAAGCUUCAGAUUGUU